Acanthoscelides obtectus is the source of this 591-nucleotide messenger RNA. Lineage: Eukaryota; Metazoa; Arthropoda; Insecta; Coleoptera; Chrysomelidae. The record is from the annotation of a GenBank genome assembly.
AUGGCCGAAUUUAUGCCUACUUAUCAGCCUACCAAGGUGUUUAAAGAUCGUAGGGAAUUAAAGGAAGUAGACUAUCGGGCCUUAUAUCGGUUUAGUAAAGUUAAUGUUGAGUGGAUAAGUAACCAUUUUCUUGGAGAGACAGAAGAAUAUAGGGGCGGUGCUUUGAGCAAUAUAGAAAGAAUGAGGGUUUUUUUACGAUAUGUGGGUGAUCCAGGAUUUCAAAUUGGCAUAGGAGAAGCUAUUGGUGUCCAUCAAUCUACGGCAUCCUGUACCGUUUCCAACGUUAUAACACGCAUUGUGCGGAAGUCGAGCAUUUGGAUUAGAUUCCCAACCACAUGUGAAGAUCUACACAAUGCUAAAAAUGAGUGGCAAGAAAAGUUCAAUUUUCCUUCAGCUAUUGGUGCUAUAGACUGCACCCAUAUACCUAUUCUGAACCCGUUUAUUCAUGCAAACGAAUAUGUGAACAGAAAGAACUUUGCUAGUAUAAAUGUACAAGCAACGUGCAAUUCAAACGAAGAGUUCACAAGUGUGGAUGUUUCUUGGCCAGGAUCUGUACACGACUCUCGGAUAUGGAAGAAUUCUGAUAUAUGA